Paecilomyces variotii is the source of this 2505-nucleotide messenger RNA. RefSeq names its product glycoside hydrolase superfamily. Bases 1 to 2505 code for a protein of 834 amino acids. NCBI's taxonomy places the organism in Eukaryota, Fungi, Ascomycota, Eurotiomycetes, Eurotiales, Thermoascaceae. Gene Ontology annotation, cellular component: extracellular region. The record is from RefSeq and is a predicted model, not a curated record. The transcript has a single exon. Gene Ontology annotation, biological process: xylan catabolic process. Gene Ontology annotation, molecular function: alpha-glucuronidase activity.
AUGCGCGGUCUUUUGUUGCUUGCAUCUCUCGGCUUCGCCGUUGCAGACAAUGGCCUGGCAGGUUGGUUGCGUUACGCGCCCUUGCCUUCUGGCAACCACUCGAACAAUACUCGUCCGUCUUCCAUCGUCAUUCUAAACGACACUGCUAGCAGUCCAGUGUAUGUGGCAGGACAGGAACUGCGGAAUGGCUUCAAGAAUAUCCUAGGAGAGCAUGUUGAGAUCCAGCAUGGCAGCUGCCAACCAUCCGCCGUGGUCGUUGGUACAAUUGCCCAAUAUUCGGAUAUUUGCGGCGGUAUCGAUGGAAUCCCUGAGCUUGUUGAGGACGGCUUUUGGCUCAGCACAAAAGGGGGAGGUGUACAGAUCCUGGGUCAGAACGAUCGUGGUGCUCUCUAUGGAGCAUUCGAAUAUCUGUCUAUGCUUGCCCAGGGGAACUUCUCGCAAGUUUCCUAUGCGACCAACCCCAGCGCUCCCGUACGAUGGGUGAAUCAAUGGGACAAUAUGGAUGGAAGCAUUGAGCGUGGUUACGGUGGCCAGUCUAUAUUUUUCGCCAAUGGCACCAUCGUUGAAGAUUUGACUCGCGCCUCUCAGUAUGCACGUCUGUUGGCUUCCAUCGGCCUCAAUGCUGUUGUUGUCAACAAUGUCAACGCCAACGCGACAACCCUCACCCCUGAAAAUAUCGAAGGUCUGGGAAGGAUUGCGGACGCCUUCCGACCCUACGGUGUCCGACUAGGAAUCUCACUGAACUUUGCAUCUCCUCAAACUCUUGGUGGUUUGCCUACCUUCGAUCCCCUUGACAGCUCUGUUAUUGCGUGGUGGCAGAAUGUGACAGACGAAAUUUACCAGCGAAUUCCUGAUAUGGCCGGCUAUCUCGUCAAGGCAGAUUCUGAGGGUGAGCCUGGACCGUUAACAUACAACCGGACACUUGCCCAGGGAGCCAACCUGUUUGCAAAGGCUGUGAAGAACUACGGCGGCAUAGUUAUGUUCCGCGCGUUUGUCUACAACCAACUCAACGAGUCUGAUUGGAAGGCGGACCGCGCCAAAGCUGCGGUUCAAUUCUUUGCCCCUCUGGAUGGACAAUUCGACAGUAAUGUCGUCGUCCAGAUAAAGUAUGGGCCCAUUGAUUUCCAAGUCCGUGAGCCCACCUCGCCGCUGUUUGCGCACUUGCCGAACACAAACACGGCCAUAGAACUGGAGGUCACACAAGAGUACCUUGGACAGCAAAGUCACUUACUUUAUUUGCCGCCUCUAUGGAAGACUGUCCUUGAUUUCGACCUCCGAGUCGAUGGGAAGGAGUCCGUGGUGCGCGAUAUUAUAUCUGGCAAGCGCUUUGACCGACCUCUGGGAGGAUGGGCAGCUGUAGUCAAUGUCGGUACGAAUACAACAUGGCUAGGCAGUCACUUGGCUAUGUCCAACUUGUAUGCCUAUGGUCGACUAGCAUGGAAUCCCACCGCCAACGUUGAAAAUAUCCUCCAAGAUUGGAUUCGUCUCACUUUCGGUUUUGACCCCAGCGUUAUCGCUGGUAUCAGCAAGAUGUCAAUGGACUCAUGGCCCGCCUAUGAGAACUACAGUGGAAACCUCGGCAUCCAGACCCUGACCGAUAUAUUGUAUACGCAUUUCGGACCGAAUCCCGCUACCCAGGAUAACAAUGGCUGGGGACAGUGGACACGCGCUGACCACUUGUCCGUCGGAAUGGAUCGCACAGUAAGCAAUGGCACAGGGUAUUCCGGACAAUAUCCUCCUGAGAUUGCAGCAAUGUAUGAAAAUAUUGACACUACUCCCGAUAACCUGCUCCUGUGGUUUCACCAUGUGAACUGGACGCAUCGCCUCCACUCUGGGGAAACAGUCAUACAGCAUUUUUACGACGCUCACUAUGCCGGUGCUGAAACCGCACAGACGUUCCUCCAAACCUGGGAGUCACUGAAGGGCAAAAUCGACGAGGAGCGAUACAACGACGUCCUCACAAAGCUUACCUACCAAUCCGGCCAUUCGAUGGUCUGGAGAGAUGCCAUCAAUGAUUUCUACUGGAACAUGACAGGGAUCCCAGAUGAGGCUAAUCGCGUUGGUAACCAUCCUUGGCGCGUGGAGGCCGAGAGCAUGACAUUGAAUGGAUACAAGACUUACGCCGUCAGCCCGUUCGAGGCAGCCUCAAACUGGACUGCCAUAGUCACAUCCUCCAAUUCAACUACUGGCACAGCCACUACCAAGCUACAGUAUCCUUCUGGUACGUAUGACUUGGCGGUGAAUUACUAUGAUCUCUACGGAGGCAAGUCCCAUUGGCAAGUCUACCUCAACAAUCGCUUGAUUGGGAAAUGGGUGGGUAAUAACGAGGAUAUCCUUUCUCAUACUCCAUCCAUCUACCUCGACGGUCAUUCGGCUACCCGCAUCACUUUCCGUGGGGUGAAGGUCAACAAAGGGGAUACGCUGAAGAUUAUCGGUACACCUGAUGGCGUUGAGCCAGCUCCGUUGGAUUAUGUCUCGCUCCUGCCUCCGGGGAUCGUUGAUUAG